AUGGCCAAAACUUCAAAGAUCAAGAAAGAUCCCACGGCGAACCCCCGAUCCCGCGCCUCAAAGCGAGCCACCUCCCCUUCAAUCGACGUCGACAAGUCCCUCAAAGACGCCCCGCGCGCCUCGGACGCGACGCCUAUCCUAUCCGCUCGCCCAAAUAGCGGGAUCACCAAGGCGAAGCGGAAACAGAAGCCCCUCUCACGCGGGCAGCGGCGCAGACACGAGCGAGGGCUUGCCCGGGCAGAGAUGGUCCAGGAUCAGUUCGCACGCAAGAUCGAGGACGCCUCGCACCGGCUGAGGAAGAGGCGCGAGAGGAAGGGCAUAUGGGAGGAAGUCAACGGUACGGACAAGUUUGAUAAACUCACGGCGAUUCUUGGUCAGCAGGAUGGGUGGGUGGAUGAGGACAUGAAGGAGGUCAAGAGUGACGGCGGCCAUGUCAAGGAUGUUGAAAAUUUGCACACCGUCUCUGAGACGAAACUCCUCGUGGUGGACCGCACGGCGCCUACGGCGGCACUAGCACUGACAACGACCGCUACGACACAGGAAGAAGAGGACGAAGCCGACAAGAUAACAUGA
Cladophialophora psammophila CBS 110553 is the source of this 573-nucleotide messenger RNA. RefSeq lists its product as uncharacterized. Lineage: Eukaryota; Fungi; Ascomycota; Eurotiomycetes; Chaetothyriales; Herpotrichiellaceae. Gene Ontology annotation, cellular component: nucleolus; preribosome, large subunit precursor. Gene Ontology annotation, biological process: ribosomal large subunit export from nucleus. Bases 1 to 573 code for a protein of 190 amino acids. The transcript has 2 exons. The record is from RefSeq and is a predicted model, not a curated record.